Caenorhabditis briggsae is the source of this 1431-nucleotide messenger RNA. NCBI's taxonomy places the organism in Eukaryota, Metazoa, Nematoda, Chromadorea, Rhabditida, Rhabditidae. The transcript has 8 exons. Gene Ontology annotation, cellular component: nucleus. The coding region runs from base 1 to 1431 and encodes 476 amino acids. The record is from RefSeq and is a predicted model, not a curated record.
AUGGGCUUAUGGGCUUAUGGGCUUAUGAGCUUAUGGGCUUAUAUGAUUAUGGGCGUGUGGGCUUAUGGGCUUAGGGGCUUAUGGGCUUAUGGGCUUAUGGACUUAUGGGCUUAUGGAAUGGCCACCAUCAAGUACAUUUUUGCACAGAGUCGAGCAAGAAUGCGACGUCGUCUGACUUUUAUGAUCAAAUCCCAUACCGGCAUCUCCAUUGAGAACUUGGAAGACAAAAUGUGGUGUUUCCCGGAGUAUCGGGUUCUUCGAUACUAUCGUUACCAGACGAAGGACCUGGAGACACGGCUAAGAAGAGAUCAACUCACUGAUAAGGCUGGCAAACACAUUGAGAUAUACUUGGACGAUGAAGACGAGGCUUUUGACGUUGAGCAUUAUGUAGAGCCAGUUGAAGUUGAGGAAGUGCAGAUUUUGGAUCAGCAGGGAGAACCAGUUGGCCGUGAUGAUGACAGUAGUUCCGUGGAAAAUCGGACGCCGCCAAGGGCACAGAAUGGCCAGAAUGGGCACGUUCCAACGAUGCCUUCUAGGAAAAGACGUCCUGCAGAAGACGUCUUCGACCAAUCGGGACCACUGCUGCCACCGAAUUUUUCUCCGAAUCCGAGAUCAGCGCCGGCGUGGAAUUUUCAGCAACGGCCUGGGCCAUCUAAUAGCCAAGCUAAUUGCCAGCCGACUACCCAAAAUCACCAGAAUAAUUGGUCACAGCAACGGCCCGGUCCAUUUUAUCCUCAGCCGACUAAUCAGAAUCAACCGAAAAUUCGGCAACAGAAUCCGGCGAAUCUGCCUCCCAUGAAUAGGCCACCGCCAGGAUAUGUCCCAGCAGACCAACAGCAUCCACGAGCUCCUCCAGCUCCUCAACAUAGAUCUCAAUUGGCUCAGCAUAUUAAUCUUCAUCAACAGCAGCAACAACAACACCAACGUGCUGCUCAUCACCAGAGGCCUCAACAAGGCCCAUCGGGACCACAAAGACCAUCCGGACUACAAGGACCGUCUGGACCACAGCCAGUCUCACAAAUGGAACAGGCGUAUCAGAAUAAUCUCCAUCAACAGCACCAGCAACAACGUGCUACUCAACAAAGGUCUUCUGGACCACAAGGACCACAGGGACCACAGCCGCCUCCACAAAUACCCCAAGGGCAUCAGAUUCCAUCUGGACCUCCUCAACAAUCACCUCAACCUGCUCCUCAACUAGCUCCUCGACCUCAAUUGGCCGAAUUUACUCUAGAAAUGGAUCAAGUUUGGCGCAAAUUCUACCAUAUCGUAACCCAGUCCCCUGAGAAAUUGGAUUUAAUUCGUAGAAAUGUGAAUCAGACAGUCUGUUUAUUAGACGGCGAUAUGCCACCAAAUUGUACGCAUUUUCAGCUUUUUGAGAAAUUGAAUUCCCUUUUUCCCAGCAAAAAUCGGUCAGUUUUAGUUGAAAAAUAA